Molecule: messenger RNA, 1595 nt
Organism: Drosophila biarmipes
Lineage: Eukaryota; Metazoa; Arthropoda; Insecta; Diptera; Drosophilidae
Product: protein GUCD1
Exons: 4
Coding region: 157-879 (240 amino acids)
Source: RefSeq, a predicted model, not a curated record
CACACAACACACGGCCACACUGCACAACAGACAAAAAAAGGAGGGGGGCGAAAUAACCCUGAAAAAUCAAAACAUUCCAAUAAAAUUCGCCAGGAGCAGCGCAGCGAGCACACAGGACGCCACAGGAUCAGGACCAGGACCCCAACGACGACCAAGAUGAAUGGACUGCCGCCCAGCAAGCACUAUAACCUGACGCACUACCAGCAGCGCUACAACUGGGACUGCGGCCUUUCCUGCAUCAUCAUGAUCCUAUCUGCGCAGCAAAGGGAAGAGCUCCUGGACAACUUCGAGGCAGUCUGCGGCGAGGAGGGCUUCGGAUCCAGUACCUGGACCAUCGACCUGUGCUACCUACUGCUGCGCUACCAGGUGCGCCACGAGUACUUCACCCAAACACUGGGCAUCGAUCCCAACUACGCCCAGCACACCUACUACUCCAAGAUCAUUGACAAGGAUGAACGUCGAGUGACGCGCAAGUUCAAGGACGCCCGGGCCCAUGGCCUGCGCGUGGAGCAGCGCACGGUGGAAAUGGAGGUCAUCCUGCGCCAUUUGGCCCGCCACGGACCCGUCAUCUUGCUAACCAACGCCUCGCUGCUCACCUGCGAAGUGUGCAAGCGCAAUGUCCUGGAGAAGUUCGGCUGUUUUUAUAUACCUUGCAUCGUUCGAAAUACACGCCUACGUGGAUCCAAAAGGUAUGCCGGACACUAUGUGGUGCUCUGUGGCUACGACAUGGCUGCUCAGAAGCUUUUCUACCACAAUCCCGAGGUCCACGAUGGCCACAUUUGUCGGUGCCUCAUCGAGUCCAUGGACACUGCCCGUCGCGCCUACGGCACGGACGAGGACAUCAUCUUCAUCUACGAGAAAAAAGUCACCAGGGAGUGAACAGAUGACCACGCCUGAACUGGAUUAGGAAAAGGAACAGCAGUACCUGCAGUUGCCCAGGUUGCCAGCGGCUGAAAUAGAAAGAGCAUUGGAAUCUGCGCUUGUGAUAUUAGGACUUUAGGGGAGCAGUCUGGGGACUUAGAAGGGGAAGGCUUAGAGAAAGAGCUGCUUGGUUAACUUUGGCACAACAGUGUACUUUAUUAAGGUAUUGAUAGCAGUUGGUCCCCAUAAAAAACAACAACAAUUACACACACGUUAACGUAAACUAGCCAGGCUACAGGCUGUCUACAUUAUAGACAUUAUAUAUUAUAAACUGUCAGCGGAAAGUGAUCUAAGGCUUUUUUUUUGACUAGGACAGUGGCGUAGCCAGGACUUGUUUGAGUAGGGUUUACGGACUAGGUAUUGUCUAACAUGCUUUUUAACAUAGGAUUUUAAGUAAAAAGGGGUAGGGGGUUAGCCCCAAAGACCCCCUGGCUACGCCCCUGACAGAGCUUCCUAUGAUGGGAAAACAGCCCUUGGAAAGUCGAAACUGAAAUACUCAGGGGUGCCACAGAAGUCACAUCAGCGCUAAGUCUGCGAUUUCUGUGGCCCACUUAUAAAAAGUAGUCUUAGGGACUAACAGUCCCUAGUCCUUAGCUUACUUUCCGUUUGCCGACCCGAACUAAUUUCUAUAUUUGUUUGACGAAUACAUUCCAAUAAAAAGAUUAUUGUUCCAA